AUGAUCAAGUGGUUCAAAAAUGAGCAGGAGGAGAUGGACAAAGUUGUGUAUCGGCUCCUGAAGGGAGAUUAGUCUUUCCAGAUCCUGGUCAUUUUGAAUGUCCUGCCUAAGCAAGAGGAUAUCUAUGCAUGCCAGGUGGAUCAUGUCAGCCUGCCAGUGCCCAUCACCAUGACCCAGGAAACAUGCUCUGGAUCUGCUGUGAGCAAAAAUUUGGCUGGAACAGUGGUCUUUGUGCUGGGCUUAGGCUUCAUUGUGGUGGUACUUGUCAUCUAUCAGAAGAAAAAAAAGUGA
Messenger RNA from Lepidothrix coronata (blue-crowned manakin), 291 nucleotides. RefSeq names its product HLA class II histocompatibility antigen, DQ beta 2 chain-like. Gene Ontology annotation, molecular function: MHC class II protein complex binding. NCBI's taxonomy places the organism in Eukaryota, Metazoa, Chordata, Aves, Passeriformes, Pipridae. The transcript has 2 exons. The record is from RefSeq and is a predicted model, not a curated record. Gene Ontology annotation, cellular component: MHC class II protein complex. Gene Ontology annotation, biological process: antigen processing and presentation of exogenous peptide antigen via MHC class II; immunoglobulin production involved in immunoglobulin-mediated immune response; peptide antigen assembly with MHC class II protein complex.